Rhinopithecus roxellana (golden snub-nosed monkey) is the source of this 3814-nucleotide messenger RNA. RefSeq names its product potassium calcium-activated channel subfamily N member 2 (gene KCNN2). NCBI's taxonomy places the organism in Eukaryota, Metazoa, Chordata, Mammalia, Primates, Cercopithecidae. The record is from RefSeq and is a predicted model, not a curated record. Gene Ontology annotation, biological process: potassium ion transmembrane transport. Gene Ontology annotation, molecular function: small conductance calcium-activated potassium channel activity; calmodulin binding. The transcript is spliced from 13 exons. The coding region runs from base 928 to 3495 and encodes 855 amino acids. Gene Ontology annotation, cellular component: plasma membrane; neuronal cell body; dendritic spine.
GCCUCAAGGUCGGCGCUACCCUGAGCGCUCUGGCCCCCGCCUACAGGACUCGCUCCUGCCAGCCAAGGACUCGAGAAGGGGGGAGUCCCCAGUCCCGGCGGGGCACCUGGGAUUCGGUUCGGUGUUGAGCACAGUCAGUACCGAAGCAGGGGCAGCCAAGUGGGAGCUGGGCGCCCCAGAGGUGGACCCCAAUCAGCAGCGAGUGGGCAGCGGGGGCCCGGCUCGCCCGCGCCCCGGAGCUCUCCCGCAGGCUCUCUGCGCCCCGAAGCUGCGGAGCUGGGGGCGCUCUCCCGGGCCGCAAGCAGGCACAGCACUGGACGCCUGGAGAGGCAGCGGGUCCUGGCUAGGACUCCUGAUUCUUCUCAGAUGGAAACACUUUCUCCCGGCGAACCUGCUGGGAUUCCCAGUGGACUCGCACUUCAGCUUUGCCCACUGACGCAUUUAACCAAGGCCGCAUUGACCGCUUUGAGGCCAAUCUGAGUUUCAAAUGAAGCGGGACUUCUGGUUGCAGAAAGAGGGUGUGGGAAUGGGCAUCUGCAAGACCAGGGGAUGCAGAGCUUGCGGGAAGGAAGAAACUCACUGAGUUCAGGUUCAUGAAAUUUUCAGGAAUUAAAGUUAGUCCUGAGGAAAGUUCAUGAAUAUCUAAUGCUGGACUGUGAUUGUUCCUGAGAGAACUACAAAAGGAUGAACUCCAGCAAGAGGAAAAAUGAAUCUAAGGAAUGGAGUGGGAUAUAAGCAAUAGCAGUGAGGAGGAGGAAGAGGAGCAGAAGAGGAGCUGGAGGCCGGCGGUGACUGAGCAGCCCCCACCCUUUGAGCGAGCCGCCUGCCUCUCCACCGCCUGGGAAGCCCUCGGACCUCCGGAUUCGGGCUGCCGGAGGGCCUGAGCGCCAGAGCCCAGCACCCGGCGGCCGGGGGCGCCAGCCCCUCAUGUUCCGGAGAAGGCGCAAAUGUGAUGUCAUGCCCAUUGUUUUGGUGCGCCCAGCCAAUCGGACUCGCCGCCUGGAUUCUACCGGAGCCGGCAUGGGCCCUUCCUCGCACCAGCAGCAGGAGUCCCCGCUCCCGACCAUAACGCAUUGCGCAGGGUGCACCACCGCUUGGUCUCCCUGCAGCUUUAACAGCCCUGACAUGGAAACCCCAUUGCAGUUCCAGCGCGGCUUCUUCCCAGAGCAGCCGCCGCCGCCGCCGCGCUCCUCACACCUGCAUUGCCAGCAGCAGCAACAGAGCCAGGACAAGCCGUGCCCGCCCUUCGCGCCCCUCCCGCACCCUCACCACCACCCGCACCUCGCGCACCAGCAGCCGGCCAGCGGCGGCAGCAGCCCAUGCCUCCGGUGCAACAGCUGCUCCUCCUCCGGUGCCCCGGCGGCGGGGGCGGGGGAUAACCUGUCCCUGCUGCUCCGCACCGCCUCUCCCGGCGGCGCCUUCCGGACCCGCACCUCUUCGCCGCUGUCGGGCUCGUCGUGCUGCUGCUGCUGCUGCUCGUCGCGCCGGGGCAGCCAGCUCAAUGUGAGCGAGCUGACGCCGUCCAGCCAUGCCAGUGCGCUCCGGCAGCAGUACGCGCAGCAGCCCGCGUCCGCCUCCCAGUACCACCAGUGCCACAGCCUGCAGCCUGCCGCCAGCCCCACGGGCAGCCUUGGCAGCCUGGGCUCCGGGCCCCCGCUCUCGCACCACCACCACCACCCGCACCCGGCGCACCACCAGCACCACCAGCCCCAGGCGCGCCGCGAGAGCAACCCCUUCACCGAAAUAGCCAUGAGCAGCUGCAGGUACAACGGGGGCGUCAUGCGGCCGCUCAGCAACUUGAGCGCGUCCCGCCGGAACCUGCACGAGAUGGACUCAGAGGCGCAGCCCCUGCAGCCCCCCGCGUCUGUCGGAGGAGGUGGCGGCGCGUCCUCCCCGUCUGCAGCCGCUGCCGCCGCCGCCGCCGCCGCCGCUUCGUCUUCAGCCCCUGAGAUCGUGGUGUCUAAGCCCGAGCACAACAACUCCAACAACCUGGCGCUCUAUGGAACCGGCGGCGGAGGCAGCACCGGAGGAGGCGGCGGCGGUGGCGGGAGCGGGCACGGCAGCAGCAGUGGCACCAAGUCCAGCAAAAAGAAAAACCAGAACAUCGGCUACAAGCUGGGCCACCGGCGCGCCCUGUUCGAAAAGCGCAAGCGGCUCAGCGACUACGCGCUCAUUUUCGGCAUGUUCGGCAUCGUGGUCAUGGUCAUCGAGACCGAGCUGUCGUGGGGCGCCUACGACAAGGCGUCGCUGUAUUCCUUAGCUCUGAAAUGCCUUAUCAGUCUCUCCACGAUCAUCCUGCUCGGUCUGAUCAUCGUGUACCACGCCAGGGAAAUACAGUUGUUCAUGGUGGACAAUGGAGCAGAUGACUGGAGAAUAGCCAUGACUUAUGAGCGUAUUUUCUUCAUCUGCUUGGAAAUACUGGUGUGUGCUAUUCAUCCCAUACCUGGGAAUUAUACGUUCACAUGGACGGCCCGGCUUGCCUUCUCCUAUGCCCCAUCCACAACCACCGCUGAUGUGGAUAUUAUUUUAUCUAUACCAAUGUUCUUAAGACUCUAUCUGAUUGCCAGAGUCAUGCUUUUACAUAGCAAACUUUUCACUGAUGCCUCCUCUAGAAGCAUUGGAGCACUUAAUAAGAUAAACUUCAAUACACGUUUUGUUAUGAAGACUUUAAUGACUAUAUGCCCAGGAACUGUACUCUUGGUUUUUAGUAUCUCAUUAUGGAUAAUUGCCGCAUGGACUGUCCGAGCUUGUGAAAGGUACCAUGAUCAACAGGAUGUUACUAGCAACUUCCUUGGAGCGAUGUGGUUGAUAUCAAUAACUUUUCUCUCCAUUGGUUAUGGUGACAUGGUACCUAACACAUACUGUGGAAAAGGAGUCUGCUUACUUACUGGAAUUAUGGGUGCUGGUUGCACAGCCCUGGUGGUAGCUGUAGUGGCAAGGAAGCUAGAACUUACCAAAGCAGAAAAACACGUGCACAAUUUCAUGAUGGAUACUCAGCUGACUAAAAGAGUAAAAAAUGCAGCUGCCAAUGUACUCAGGGAAACAUGGCUAAUUUACAAAAAUACAAAGCUAGUAAAAAAGAUAGAUCAUGCAAAAGUAAGAAAACAUCAACGAAAAUUCUUGCAAGCUAUUCAUCAAUUAAGAAGUGUAAAAAUGGAGCAGAGGAAACUGAAUGACCAAGCAAACACCUUGGUGGACUUGGCAAAGACCCAGAAUAUCAUGUAUGAUAUGAUUUCUGACUUAAACGAAAGGAGUGAAGACUUCGAGAAGAGGAUUGUUACCCUGGAAACAAAAUUAGAGACUUUGAUUGGUAGCAUCCACGCCCUCCCUGGGCUCAUAAGCCAGACCAUCAGGCAGCAGCAGAGAGAUUUCAUUGAGGCUCAGAUGGAGAGCUACGACAAGCAUGUCACUUACAAUGCUGAGCGGUCCCGGUCCUCGUCCAGGAGGCGGCGGUCCUCUUCCACAGCGCCACCAACUUCAUCAGAGAGUAGCUAGAAGAGAAUAAGUUAACCACAAAAUAAGACUUUUUGCCAUCAUAUGGUCAAUAUUUUAGCUUUUAUUGUAAAGCCCCUAUGGUUCUAAUCAGCGUUAUCCGGGUUCUGAUGUCAGAAUCCUGGGAACCUGAACACUAAGUUUUAGGCCAAAAUGAGUGAAAACUCUUUUUUUUUCUUUCAGAUGCACAGGGAAUGCACCUAUUAUUGCUAUAUAGAUUGUUCCUCCUGUAAUUUCACUAACUUUUUAUUCAUGCACUUCAAACAAACUUUACUACUACAUUAUAUGAUAUAUAAUAAAAAAAAGUUAAUUUCUGCACAUA